UAAAACAAAAAUACGUCAGGUCCGUAAAUAAAGAGAGACGAAUUACAUCCAAUGUUUACAUUUUAACAACAAUGUAAUGCUUUAAUAUCCAAAUAUUUCUACAACUUAUUUCAAGAAAAUGCCUUGGACAUUUCCUUGGACAGAAUUUCUGAAGAAAAGGGCUUGUAGGUAUCUUUUACAACACUACCUGGGACAGUUUUUGAAAGAGAAAUUAUCCCUUGACCAGCUGAGUGUUGACUUGUACAAUGGACGAGGCUCUAUCAAAGAUCUAGAACUUGAUGUAGAGGCUUUGAAUGAUGCUUUGGAUAGCAGCAGUGUACCUCUGGAGAUAAUUGAUGGCUUCAUCAAUCAGAUAUGUGUGUCUGUUCCCUGGACCAACCUCAUACAGAGUAGUACAGAGCUGGAGAUUCAAGGACUGGAGCUUACUGUACAGCCAAGACAGAGGAGUCAAAAUGUUGGUGGAUUGGAGACCAUGUUCAAUAGUAUGUGCAGUAUGACCAGCAGUUUACAGAUUGCGGAGGACUGUUUGAAGUCCACCUCUGAUGGAGACCAGGGACAGGACCUAGGGACACCCUUUGAGGGGGUACAGAAAUUUGCCCAGACCAUUGACUCUGUGUUAUGCAGAGUGAAAGUGACUCUAGUGGACACAGUCAUAAGAGUAGAACAUCUACCAAACACAGCCGAAAAAGGUGUAGCAUUGGAAAUCAAAAUCAAAAGAGUUGAAUAUUUUGAUGACCUUGCUAAAGAGGAGGGUAGUCCAGUAGAUGACGCCUCCAGAACAACAUGGGAGCCAGCAGCAGUGGCCCACAAAAACAUCCUGAUUGAUGGCAUUCAGAUUCUGUGUGAUGAGUUCAGUCGUCCUACCCAACAGAAUUAUGACAGAAUGGACUCCACUGGUUCAUCUCCUCAGACUUUCAUGUCCACCACUAGUUCCCCACCCUGUUCCCAUGACAACCAGCAGGGUACAUCACCAGUGACUGAAGUGUUCUCCGAUCCUGUACAGAUUGCUGGUUUUACUGGAAGAUCCAGUCUAAAGGUGAAAAUCAAACAGGAAGAGGGAGUUCAGGGGCCAAAGGUUGAGAUAGAGUUAGAUGUUGGAGGAGUCCACCUGCUGAUGAGUCCUGCUCAGUUCCACUCAGUACUUGAUCUGGUGGAUGGGUUUCUGUCUCCAAAUUCUAAUGAGGGAGGCAGGAGGCGGGCCAGAAGUAAGAGUAAACCAAUGAGUGACGAGGAUUACAGGAAGGUGGAGACAGAGCUCCAGCGGCAGCUCCACUCGGACAGAAUCCACUUCCACCAGACAGACACAAUGAUGGCCACAGAUCUCCAAGAUAUCAUGACUCACUCUAUAGGAGAAGAACAGUACUUUUCCCUAGCCCCAGACCAGAUGAGAGACAUGGAGUCUUCUAUAAACAGUAACUUCAGCACGGCCUCUGGGAGAUCAGGAAGCACUGUCACAACCACGAAAUCUGGAUCAAAAAGAGAUGCUAGAACUGGAAGAGAUUCAAUGCAGCGCUUGUUUGAUGAUCCUACUGCAGAACUUUGCCGGUAUCACUUGAGAGCAGCCUUCUUCUCUCUGGCUUUACUGCAUGAAAAUCCCUCCCAGAAAGUGGACCUGUCUACCAGUGCCAAAGCAGACAACAAGAAUCAAAUGAAGGCAAUUGCUGCACAGUAUUUCCAGAAAAUGCAAGCAUUUAGUGCUGCCAGCGGUAAAGAAGUGAAGGAGCUACGAGCUGCCUUUUCUGGGGCCUUGCCGCAUGACCAUCUAAGAUUAAUAGGUAAACCACUGAACAUAGAGAUCGUGGAGAGAACGGCCCCUACCCACCAUUGUGUGACAAUGGAUAUCACCGCUGGAUUCCUGGAUCUAGUGGAAUAUCUGUCCAACAGGAAUCUGGAGAAUGUUCAGCCAGACUCUACAGAGCUUCUGGUUUUCCCUCGUGAUGUCUCAUCAAGGCCCGGCCAGUUAUACAGUAGUAUGCACUCAGGUGCACCUGCACUUAAAGCUCAUAUCCGAUCAGUGCAACAAAACUCGAGGUCUCAAAGGACAGGUAGUGGACCCAGAACAGAGAUCUCUGUCAGCCUGGCCAAACUUGAAUGUGAGCUUGACGUGACAAUUAUAGACAGAAUAAACACUCUGAUUAAACACUCCCCUCACCGGCCCUACAGCAACAACAGUACAGCCCCACCAGGGGGUCCUGCAUACAGUUUCUCCCAAACUUUGGAGGAUGAGUGUACUACAGAUGAGACAAAAAUAGAUCUAAGUAUUACCUGUCCAGAGGCCAAACUCACAAUCAGGUUCCCCAUCCCUGACUUGAGGAACGGGUCAGAGGUCACUAAGUUGCCAUGGUGGCAGAAGAAUCUGAGGGAUGAGUUACUGAUCCUGGAUUUAGAAGAGGCUCGAUUUCAGAUGUCAUGCCUCUCCAAUCAGCCUAUACAACAGAUAGAGAUCUCCAGCAAAACUGUUCUAGGGUCUUUCCGGAUAGAUCCAAACCAGAGUGCUAUUCCCUUUGCCUUUGUUAGCUGUGAAGGAAAUGAUGGACAAGAGGGGUUUAACUUUCCCCAAAUAAUAAUAAAGUUCACAGAGCAGACCAUCUCAGUACUGGAUGAAGAACCUCCUGACUCUGACAACAGUAUUCCAUUGGACUCGCUAAAUGGUGCUUGUGAAUUUGGUAAACAGGACACCUCCCCCUUUUCCACAAAGAAACACAUGUAUGGGAAGGGUGAGAUGUCAGAUCAGGCCACACAGCAUGUCAGUGAUGAGAUGGUGAUGCCUGGCAGUAGAGAUGACAUGGCUGACUUCCAGGAGAGAGCCUCCUCCAGUUGUCUUACCCUGGUCCAGCUGAUUUUACCCCUCGUCAAUCUGUACAUUCCAGACCAGAAGUUCUUUGAAGUUUUGUAUAAUAGGUUAAACAAUGACUUGUUACUAUGGGAACCAAUGGCCCCAUCACCAAUCCACACACAGGAUCAGGGUCAUGGGUCUAUACAACCUUUUGACCUUAGCUGUUACACCCAGGUGCUUCAGGAGAACUUCUCAUUGGCAAAGUCAGCCAUACAAUAUGACUCUUCAGAAGAGGAGGAGGAUAGUAGCUUUGGUUACUAUAGUAUCCAUGACAGCAGACAUCCUCGCCGGACAGCGAACCAGAAAUCCCGUCCCAGUAAACUGUGUCUGUCACUUAAAAUAGACAAAGGGAAAAUAACCGCACUUACUGAUUCUAAGGUGGAGGAGUCUCAUGGUGAAGUCAUGGGUAUCGUUAAGGAUGCCAAUCUGUUUGUUGCAUCCAGUUACCAAGGAAAUCCACUUCUUCAAUAUGUUUGUUUUUACUGUAACAAGGCUACACUGUAUCAUAAUGCUGCUGUACCAGAUAAAAAGGAAGAAUUUGAAGUAAGAAACUUAGACUUUGAGACGAUCCCUGCCCACCUGGAGAACUGUUGUAUUAUAUACAGAUCUGAGCCUGGUAUACAGUGUCACCAGACCGGGGAUAUCGAGUCAGAGGUCAGGGACAUGGUGUCAGUAGCCAUCAAAAUAAAACUGGACUCCACGCCACUCAGUGACCUGACCAGGGACGAGAAAAUCAAGGAAUUCACAGUAGCUGUUGGGGUAACAGGAGCCACACUGAGACACAAGAUGGCUGAUACAGGCAUGAGCUGGAUCUCACAGAUGAUGGAUUUCCUAGAUGUGAAGGACUAUGAUAUCCUGGGUUACGUUACUCCCAAAGUUUUGACAGAGCUGCAUGUUCAUCUCUGGGAUUGUGGUGUAGACUACAGACCACUACAUAUACCCACCAGAGGAGUUGUGACAGCUAACUACUUCAGUAUAUCCAGUAAUAUAGUGGCCAACUCACAAACCUCACUUCUUAGAUUUGUGUUGGAGGAUGCUGGAAUGUAUUUGUCUCAGAAGAAAUGUAGAGAAGCUGCUAUUAAUCUUAAGAAAGAUUAUGUGUGUGUGCUGGAUGUGGAGAGUUUUGAGCUGGAGUUGAGGAGCAGUGACGGUAAAGACAAGAAGUUUCCCAAGACAGACCUCCGACUGCGGACAAACAGGAUCAACCUGAGGACCUGCUCCGAUUCCUGUAAAGCCUUGUUUGAACUGAUCCGAUACUUCGCCAAUGAUGGAGACCUGAAGGAGCAUGAGGAGACGGACAUAAAGCAACAGAGUCUGGAUCUGGAGAUGAUGUCACAAGAAGAGUCUAUUGAGGAAGAGUCCAAGAAAAAGGAUCUGAGUGAAUCAAGACUGGAGAAUCUUUCUAGUCAUCUGGAGGACGCCAUGCAGGAAUCUGGAUCGGGAUCAGAUAAUGAUGGAUCUGAAAACUCUAAACAAAGUCCAAACAAAACGCAGGUGUUCUUUGUCCCCCCUGGAGAUCUGACGGAUACAGAGGUCCCCCCGGCGGGGAUGAUGCGACCGAUUGUGAUAACGGCCCACGCUGAGUCGGUGACCAGUAGCGCGGUGUCAGAGAGGACUGAUAUCUUCAGCGAUGAGGAGGAGGAUUUCUGUAUCAUUGAUGACCCUGGGCUAGGCAUCGCUCCAAGGGAUGGAAGACCAGAAGUGAAGAUCUUUACAGAUGAACCUAUAGAAAUAAAGGAUAAUUAUUUCAGUCAGCCACAUGGUAAAACAGAUUUAUUGAAGGCCCCCGACAACUAUCCCAGCGCUGAGUACAGGUACACUCUGAAGGAACUGACCAUUGUGUGGUAUAUGUUUGGUGGAAGUGACUUCUGUGAUAAACCUGCACCACGUAAACCAGUGGAAAAAGAGGUUGUGAUGUCACGCAAAAUGGUGGAUUAUGG
This is a messenger RNA of Saccostrea cuccullata (small rock oyster), 4776 nucleotides long. Its product is annotated as autophagy-related protein 2 homolog B-like. The transcript has 31 exons. Gene Ontology annotation, molecular function: phosphatidylinositol-3-phosphate binding. NCBI's taxonomy places the organism in Eukaryota, Metazoa, Mollusca, Bivalvia, Ostreida, Ostreidae. The record is from RefSeq and is a predicted model, not a curated record. Gene Ontology annotation, biological process: autophagosome assembly; piecemeal microautophagy of the nucleus; reticulophagy. The annotation marks the transcript as partial. Gene Ontology annotation, cellular component: phagophore assembly site.